Molecule: messenger RNA, 828 nt
Organism: Heterobasidion irregulare TC 32-1
Lineage: Eukaryota; Fungi; Basidiomycota; Agaricomycetes; Russulales; Bondarzewiaceae
Exons: 5
Coding region: 1-828 (275 amino acids)
Biological process (GO): nucleosome assembly
Cellular component (GO): nucleus
Source: RefSeq, a predicted model, not a curated record
AUGUCCGAAAAAACCAGCAAAAAGCGCGCAUCCCCCGGUGCCGACGUCGAGAAGAGCAUCAACCCACUGGAGGGCGUCGAAAUCGGGGAUGAGGACGCGAAGAAGCUGACCGACGUUCAAAAGGAUAUCCAGCGCGCUGAGCUCAUUCUCGAGCGCCGCGCGCAGGCAACCCUCACGCCUGUAUAUCAGAACCGUCGCGAAGUCCUCAAGACGAUUAAGCUGUUCUGGCCAGUCGCGCUCAUGAACCACAGCUCGUUCGCCGUGCACGCCCAGCACGAGGCGGACCGCGUUGCGCUCAGCUACCUCGAGGACGUGUGGGUCGUGCGCGACGCCAAAGAGCCCAAGGUGUUCACGCUCGAAUUCUACUUCAAAGAGAACCCGUACUUCUCAGACUCCGUCCUGAAGAAGGAAUACCGCUUCCAGCCGUCGAAUGCAUCCGACGACGAGACGCCCGACGCGGACGGCGUCACACCGUCGAUGCUCGACUUUUCCUGGGAGCGGGACGUGACCCCCCAGGCCAUCAAAAUCAACUGGAAGGACGACGCCAGAAACCUCACCAAGUCGUACCCGCUGGUCAACAGCGACCCCGAGGACGACCUGCCGUCCGAGUUUGGCAGCUUCUUCAAUUUCUUCGAGACCGCUCAGGACUACACGGAUCUCGGGGUGCUCAUCGCGAACGAGGUGUUCCCUGAUGCGAUCGACUACUUUUUGGGGACUGCCGGGGGAGACGGGUUCGAUUCGGACCUUGAGGAGGACAGCGAGGACGACGACAGCGAGGAGGAGAUCGACCUGGAAAAGCCUCUGGCGAAGAAGGCCAAAAAGGCAUGA